CAAAACUUCUCUCGGUCUGGUGUGAAGUGUUUUUCAAUUCGCCCCGAAUUCACCACGAAAUAAUCAUGCCAGUUGUAAAAGCUAAGCAAUCAAAGGUUUGUAAGUGGACAAUUAUUGUUGGUUAUGAAAGGCGAUCUUUCAUAGAUAUAUGCCCCUUGGCGACAAGGGUGUAAUAGGUGUUUUAUCCUUUGGCGACAAAGGAAAUAGGGCGGUCGAACAAAUUCCUUUGGCGUCAAAGGAAAGAGUGUGGUUCUGGUGUUAUCCUUUGGCGACAAAGGAUAUAGGGCGGUCCAGGUGAAUUCCUUUGGUAAAAAAGGAAAGAGGGCAGUUCAGGUGUUUUCCUUUGGCAACAAAGGAAAGUUAAGCCCUUCACCAUGAAAUAGGAUGGCAAUGGAGAGACUGGGUGCGUGCCCAUGUCUGCAGGUCUUUGUAUCCCUUGGCGUCAGGGGAAGGUCGGUGGCUGAAGGGAAGGUGUGAUUGGCUAUAUAAUGGGUUCUCUUGACGUCAAGAGAAUAUCAAUAGGUAGAUGUCGCUCCAUAAUUCAGUGGCGAUCCUACUCGUAAGGAUCGAGGUAAUUGCCACGAGGUGGCAGGGUGAACCUUGGCGUCAAGGUUGAAGGACUGGUUGUGAUGGUACUCGACGGUCACUUCUGAUUCCCGAAGCCUUGUUCCUGCCAGAAAACUAAGGCUGAGCCUGCCAAGAAAUCCAAGAAGGCCCCACCAAAGAAAGUUGUCGAAGAGGAAUCGUCUGAAGAAGACAGCGAUGACUCUGAUGAGGAAAUGGCCCCAGCUCAACCAGUAAAGGCUGUCAAGAAACCAGCAAAGAUGGAAGUAGACAGUGAUGAGGAUGAAUCUAGUGAGGAUGAAAAACCUGCCAAAAAACGCAAAGCUGAAGCCAAGGCCCCCACUCCUAAAUCAAAGAAAGCCAAGAAGGAGGUGGCACCACCACCACCAGAAGACAGUGAUGACGAGUCUGAUGAAGAUGAUGAGAGUGAAGAAGAAGAAGAAGAAGUAAAACCUGCCAAAAAAGGUAAAGCCGCUGCACAACCAAAGAAGGCCGCACCACCAGCAGCCGAAGAAAGUGAUGAUGAUGAUGAAGACGACGAGUCUGAAGAUGAGUCAAGCGAGGAGGAAGAAAAACCUGCCAUGAAGCGUAAAGCCGCAGCCAAAGCUGCAGCUCCUAAAGCAAAAAAGGCAAAGACAGAAACACCACCAGCAGCAGACAGUGAUGAUGACGAUGAUGAUUCAGAAGAAGAUUCUGAUUCUGAAGAGGCUCCCGUUAAUGGAAAGAAAGCAAAAAAGGCUGAUUCUGAUGAUGAUGAUGAUGAUGACGAUGAUGAAGAAGAUAGCGAGGAGGAGAGCUCUGAGGAAAAGGAGGGGACAGAAUCAUCGGAAGAUGAAGAAGACUCUGACGAGGAGAGUGAAGAGGAAUCCGAGUCCGAAGAAGGAGAAACAGUUGUGCCCAAAAAGGCUAAAAAAUCUGAAAAACUUGCGAAAUCAAAGGAUAAUAAAAAAGAACAGGUUGAAGCCCAGAAAGUCACCUUAUAUGUUGGAAACGUGAAAGCUGAAGUUGAAGAAAAACAUCUCCUGAAAUUCUUCAAGAAGAACGACAUCGCAGUCGCAGCAGUGAGACGAUUGGAAGGCAAAAGGUUUGGCCAUGUUGACCUUGCAAAUGCCUCUGACCUUCCAAAAGCCCUGGCACUCAAUGGACAGGAACUUAAGGGUGAUGCCCUCAAAAUCGAAGAAUCCAGGGCCCCUGGUACGCCAAGAACUCCAAGUGCAGGUGUAGGUGGAGGUGGAGAUGGAGACGGUCAGCCUAAGAAGCUGUACAUCAAAAACAUCGGUGAGGAUGUUACAGAAACUAUGCUCGAUGAAAUCUUCCCUGGUUCUAACGAUAUCUUCAUACCAAAACGAGAUGGUGUACCAAAAGGGUUUGCAUACAUUCAAUUUGAUGAUCCUAAAGCUGUUGACAAAUACAUCAAGAGCAAGCAAGGUGUUGAAUUGAGUGGGGAGAGUCUGUUCUUGGAUGUUGCCACGCCAAAGCCCUCAACCCCAAGAGGUGGGCGAGGAGGCGGCUUCGGUCGAGGAGGCGGUUUUGGACGAGGAGGUGGUUUCGGCCGAGGUGGUGGUGGUGGGGAGAGAAGGUCAUUUGGAGAUCGUCAAGAACCUGCUGCGGGCGAGACUAGCACGAUCAUCGUCAAGAACCUCAGCUAUGACACAACAGAAAAUGGCCUCGGUUCUUAUUUCACUAACACAACAAGAUGUAAACUUCUGACAGAUAGGGACACUGGCCGAUCGAGAGGAAUGGCGUUCAUCAGUUUUCCAUCGCCUGCUGAAGCAACAGAAGCCCAUAAGUCCAUGAACAACUCUGAUAUUGAUGGCAGAAGUGUGCACAUCGGUUAUGCAAAUGACUUCGGUAGCUCUCCUGGUGGUGGGCGAGGAGGUGGAUUCGGAGGUGGCCGUGGAGGACGAGGUGGAUUUGGUGAUCGAGGUCGGGGACGUGGAGGAUUUGACAGGAGAGGAGGUGGUGGACGAGGGGGUCGGGGAGGUCGUGGUGGUGGUGCCAGUGCAGCUCACAAGGGCGCCAUCCAAGACUUUGCAGGAAAGAAGAAAGUGUUCAAUGACGAUGAUUAGAUUCAGAUAUUUCAAAGGACAUUUCUUGGAACAUUUGUGGAAACAAAGACAUAAACAUUGGUUGUGUGUGAUAAGUGUUGUUCUUAUGAACAUUGUCUGUGUUGUCAUUGACUGAGACUAGACUUUGGUAUUAUCAUGGACAAAAUGUUGUGAAACAUGACUUUUCCAAACAAAAAAAUUGUAAAUCUAAGAAAAACUCUAGUUUAGGAGAUGGUCUCAUCAUAUCGCACGAGUCACCUUGUUCUCAACAUUCCAACCAAAAUGUUUGUUUUAUUUUCUCGAGUCAAGUUUUUCUUAAAGCCUCUGGCUGGUAUCUUGAAAAGGGGUAUUAUAGUCAAUCGUACUAGUGUGUUCAUGUGGGGUUUUUACUGUUGUCAAGUGACAGUGUUUGGGCGAGAACUAGAGGUGGUCUAGUAUGUACUUGUUGAGACUUUUAUCUUUUUGUUAGAAGUUGUUUACUUGAGACAAAUUGUGGAAAUAGAACAAUGUGUCUUGUUGGUUUAUAUCUUGGCGCUGCCUGGUCAAAAUACGGAACUUGUUGAUUUUAUUGGCUGAUAAUGAAAAAAAAAACUGUUAUGAAUUUUAAAUGGCAGUGCUGGUCACAGAGAAUUAAGGGGUGGCGUUGACAACAUUUUUAGGAAAAACAAAAAGAAUUGAGAUGUCUUUUAUAUAUACAGAGCUUGGUUUUGUUAAUAACAAAAGCAUGUAUUUGUGUUAUAUUGUAUAGAAAAUAUACUUCACACCAGACUA
Lineus longissimus is the source of this 3383-nucleotide messenger RNA. Its product is annotated as nucleolin-like. The coding region runs from base 780 to 2633 and encodes 617 amino acids. Gene Ontology annotation, cellular component: nucleus; cytoplasm. The record is from RefSeq and is a predicted model, not a curated record. The transcript has 13 exons. NCBI's taxonomy places the organism in Eukaryota, Metazoa, Nemertea, Pilidiophora, Heteronemertea, Lineidae. Gene Ontology annotation, molecular function: mRNA binding.